This is a messenger RNA of Drosophila erecta, 2958 nucleotides long. RefSeq names its product microsomal triglyceride transfer protein large subunit (gene Mtp). Gene Ontology annotation, molecular function: lipid binding. The transcript is spliced from 6 exons. The record is from RefSeq and is a predicted model, not a curated record. Gene Ontology annotation, biological process: lipid transport; lipoprotein metabolic process. Gene Ontology annotation, cellular component: basolateral plasma membrane; endoplasmic reticulum; Golgi apparatus. NCBI's taxonomy places the organism in Eukaryota, Metazoa, Arthropoda, Insecta, Diptera, Drosophilidae. The coding region runs from base 176 to 2836 and encodes 886 amino acids.
ACUCUCAGCUGCUCGAAGUCACCACGAGUCAGAAUCGCGCUGCUCAGCUCGGUUCUGUUUCCAUUCCGCUUUGAAUCUCGUCGCCAGCCGGCUCAGCUAGAGUCUUAUCAAUGAAUUAACUUACCACUGCUCACUCUGCCCGAAAUAAGUACAGAAUCGAACAAAGAGCUGGGAAAUGGAGAACAAGCAUAAGAAGCGCCUGCAAUCCCUGCUUCUGCUGGCACUCGUUUUGGGAUUUUUGGAGAAUGGAAGAACGGCCCUAAUAGCUCCGAACAGUCAGCAAAUUUUCAAGCUGCAGAACCAUGUGAUACUCCAGGAACUGGGUCGGGAUUCAAGGGGCGAGGAGACGGGGUAUACAUUUGAGACCGAUCUCAAGAUUAACUCAGUUUGGAGUGGAGAUGAAGACCAGUUACUGGAGGUUUUUAUCGGCGGUAGCAAGGUCGAGGCCUCUGGAAAAGCACGUUCAAUUACCCAGAUACCCGAUAGACCUUUUUAUAUCAGUCUGGUGAAGGGACAGCCUGAAAAGGUCAUAGCCCAUACUUCUAAAGAUCAAUCCCUGCUGAAUUUGGAGCGCGGAAUUGCUUCUCUGCUGCAGCUGAGAUUGGAUGCAUCCCAGGACGAGGAACUGGAUGUUUCUGGCUUGUGUCGCGUGUCCUAUGAUGUCAAAUCUUCCACGAAGGUGCAGAAAACCAAAAGAGACUGCUCCCUGUGGGAUCUUAGGGUCAACUAUCACCCAGAAGAAGCUCUGGGCGUGACUCAGCAAGCCCAGGAGACGGUCUUCUACGACCUUUCUUCAGAGGGCACACUCUUGAGGGCUGAGUCCCAGGAGAACCACCGCCUCAAUCUAGCAGCCAAACCGGAUGUGGGUAGCUCCGUGAAGAGCACGUUGGUACUGCAACACAUCUCGCAAGGAUCGGAGGAAGUCAAGCAACUGGAACUAGACAGCUUGGAUAAGACCAUCCAGAGCCUUCUGGAAUGGUAUCGCGUUUUCGAGCUAGAAUCCGAUGUGGAUGGCAUGAUCAGUGAGAUCAAGGAGCAAACGCUGGAGGAGCAAUUAAAACAGUCUCUAACGGAAUUGCAAUCCGGUGAUGUGGGCAAAUCCUCGCUGGCUCUUGCUUACGUGAAACUAAUUCCUCUGGCUCGCAUCUCGAGGCAAGAACAAUUUGAAGAUCUACUUAAAGAUAACUCAGAAGUUCUGCCGCAGUUGGUGGAUCUUUUGGGUGCUGUUCAGACCUUUGAUGCUCACAAUGCCACAUUUGGGUUCCUUUACAAAGAGUCGGAAACCACAAGCGAGCAAUUAGACCUGCUAGAGAAAUACCUGCAGUCCCUGGCGGUCGCCACCCAUCCGGAUAGGAAAAUAGUUGAGCACUUGUACGGAUUGCUAGGACAGGAAUCUACCGAAAAGCAUUCAAAGCUGAGGGAAAGCGUCAUCCAAACGCUGGCCACCUUGACCCGCCAAAGCGGUCUAGAUGUUGAAGAUCCUUUGCUGAAGGAAGUGCGUUCUUAUCUCCUGCAAGGUCUCACCUCCAAGGAGCCCACUUUGUACAUUAGGGCGCUGCAAAAUCUCCAGGAUCCCGCUACAAUUGAAGCUCUGCUGAAGCACAGUCAAACUGGCGAGGCCCCCAAUUUGUCGGUGGCCGCCUUGCAGGCUCUAAAGGCAUUUCCCCUAGGUAGCUUUAACUCUUCGCAUCGCUUGCAGUUCGAGAGCAUAUUCUACCAGCGAAAGCGGCGCUUUGAUAGCUCCGCUCGCACUCUGGCUCUGGAUAUUAUCCUAUCCCUCCGGCCAACUCAGGAGCAAUUGGGCUACCUCUUGGAUUACCUGGCCUCCAAUGAUCGCCAGUUUGAGAUCAAAACCUACGUGCUGCAGAAGCUAAGAAUGCUGGCUGAGAAAUGCCCGCGAUUUAGGGCUUUGUUCGAAUCGGAGCUUGUCAAAAGGACGCACGUAAACAACUACAAUGUGCUGGCACAAAAGGGUCUCACUACCGUUCUCACCCGUCAGCUUUCACAGGCUCCAGCUUUCAACGAAACUCUGCUUAGUACCCAGGAAGUGUAUCAGGGAAUCCUGAAACGUGGCUCCGUGGAAUUUUUGCUCCAUGCCGGGCGUUCCCAAGCCAGCAGCUUUAAAUUGGGCAUCUACACUGCCGGUUUGGGCUCGCUGGUGGGCGAUGGUGACUCCGGCGAAGGAAAUGACGGAAUUCCGGCGGAUGAUGAGUUUAGCGAGGACGAAACGGUUACCGCAGGCAUGGAGAUCAGUGUGCAGGGCGCUCAAUUGCGACCCUUAAUAUUUUUCAGCGGCCAGACCGAGCUAAUGGGCCACGUGUGGGGAGGAAGUGCCUCGGACUCAACGCCCGCUUACCAGGCAACCACUUUGUCCCUGGAUAACGAGCACUACGUAAUCCUGUCCUCCGGGGCGACGCUUCACUGGCGAGUGCUGGGCGCCAGGAGUGUGGAUCUCAAUGGCAAGGUGGGAUUUAGCCUGUGGAAUCGAAAUGCCCAGACGGAAAUCCAGCAAAACACUGGCAGCGCUGUCCUUGGUCAUUUGGCCGUUGGGUUUAGGUAUGCGAAAUUAGUGCAGGAUUUCAGUAUCAUUCAUGAACCAAAGUUGAGUCUGAAUGCGGACUUGGACUUCUACAGUGGCAUUAAAUUGUGCAUGCAACUCCAGCGCCCUGAACAGCUUCUGAAACAAACCAACGCUCGUUCGGUUUUUCUGCAGUUUGUUGAUCAUCCUUAUGCCAAACAUGUGCGCUCUACACACUCGCACAAGACUGCUGGGUGCACUUUUGCACUCAACCAGAAAAACAACGAAAUGUGCAACCUCAUUUUUAGCAACAUCUAGAUUAUACUAAAGAGAUUAUUGGAGAUUUCUUGCAUAAAAACUAUAUUUCUAUGUAAACACUCGGAGAUUAAGACUCGAUAUAGUUGUAAACUCAAACGAACAAAGACAAUUUAAUUUUCAAA